This is a messenger RNA of Acanthamoeba castellanii str. Neff, 1278 nucleotides long. RefSeq names its product beta-lactamase. The coding region runs from base 1 to 1278 and encodes 425 amino acids. Lineage: Eukaryota; Discosea; Longamoebia; Acanthamoebidae. The transcript has 10 exons. The record is from RefSeq and is a predicted model, not a curated record.
AUGAAGCUCACGACGGAAAGGCUGCUCCUCGCUGCGGCGCUCUUGCUGGUGCUGGCCUGUGCGGCACCGCGGCAAUGCGCCGGACUGCCUUGGGAAGAGGCCCAGCGCGUGCUGUACAACCAGCAGCUACUACGGAGUGGUGGUGGCAACGGCGCGGCCACGGUGAACAAGCGCGACCUCAUCCUCGACUUCCCCAUGUGCCCCAACCACCCCCGUGCCGUCCCUCAAGCUUUCAUCAACCAACGCUUCAUGCCGGAGCGGCUGCGCGAGGCCAUCAAGAACAUCAGUGCUUCUUUCCAAACGGCGGCGCAGGCGAACGGGGUCCAAGCGCUGUCGGUGGGCAUCGUGUACGACCAGGAGCUCGUGUGGGAGCAGGGCUAUGGCCUCAUCGACCCCUCCGACCCCUCCUCACAAGUGGACGCGAACACGAUCUACCGCGUGGGAUCGAUCACCAAGCUGAUCACCAACAUCAUGCUCUUCCAGCUGAGGGACCAGGGCAAGCUCUCGCUCGACGACCCCGUCAGCAAAUACGUGCCGGAGUUGGUGUGGCCGACGCCCUUCAAGAACAACCCCGGCAUUACCUGGCGCUCCCUCGCCGGUCAGAUCAGUGGCCUGACGGGAGCGACACCCUGCAACUUUUUCACCAUUUUGGAGCCCUUCCUGGGCGAUGCAUGCGAGAUCUCCAACGCCGAGGCGUGGAAGCGCGUCACGGCCGAUCCGCCGUCGGUGCCGAUGUGGCAGGACCCGCAUUACGCCGACGGGGCCUACGCGAUCAUCGGGCGCGCGCUGGAGUCCGUCGUGGGCAUGUCCUACGAGGACUACAUCACCCAGCACAUCUUCAAACCCCUCGGAAUGGACAGCUCGUUCUUGGCCUACAACUCCUGGUCGGACAUGGCCAAGAGGGUGCCGCCGGGCAAAGUGGGCAACACCACCUUCCCGUCGUUUGUGGCGCACGCCGACCUCAACUGGGCACGCGCGACUGGCAACGUACCUCUGCGCCCACCGCUGUCCGCGGUGUACUCCACGGUGAAGGACCUGGCCAAGCUGGCGUCGCUCUUCAUGGUGGGCCAGGACGAGCGCAAGAACGUGCUGGGCAUCUACUCUAGCACGCUGCGCGAGAUGCUCACCCCGUCGUUCGUCAAUGACGAGCAGACGAGCGGGUACGGGUACCCGUUCGAGGUGUACCACAGCCGCGCCUUUGGCAAGGACAUGCCGCCCUACUGGGUCCGCAUCAAGGCCGGCAUGAUGCCGGGCUACUUCAGUCUGUACACUUGGUAG